Messenger RNA from Laccaria bicolor S238N-H82, 453 nucleotides. RefSeq lists its product as uncharacterized. The record is from RefSeq and is a predicted model, not a curated record. The transcript is spliced from 4 exons. The coding region runs from base 1 to 453 and encodes 150 amino acids. Lineage: Eukaryota; Fungi; Basidiomycota; Agaricomycetes; Agaricales; Hydnangiaceae.
AUGAACGUCGCAAGGGAGGUGACGAGGAAGAGGAGUGAAAAGAUUAUUCCGAUAAAGGUUGUUCUGAGGCAUGGGAAGCUUGUGGAACGGGUGAGGUAUUCAAGGGAGUGGAGGAAACAGCCAAAUGUACAUAUGUGUGAUCUUUCUGCUGAACGACACUCAUCACUUGCACGACAAGUUCAGAAUCCAAUACUGCCUGAAGCCUACCACAUGGCUCAAUUGCGCGACCUACCCCCAAUGGCAGGAGCCAAUAUCUGGGUCUGCCAAAUCGAAUGGCAACUCAACGUGUCGAAGAUGCCCUUGGAAAAGGGUGAGAGUUCUGCGCAGAAGGUGAAAAGGUUCAGUCCGAGUCCUCAACAUUCCGCAAAAACUAGACACAUGUGGCUGCAUGACAUCAACCGUUGGAACAUGGGCCUUGAGGGGCGUCCAUUCGAGAUUGUACCUUUGAACUAA